Messenger RNA from Tricharina praecox, 538 nucleotides. RefSeq lists its product as uncharacterized. The record is from RefSeq and is a predicted model, not a curated record. NCBI's taxonomy places the organism in Eukaryota, Fungi, Ascomycota, Pezizomycetes, Pezizales, Pyronemataceae. The coding region runs from base 56 to 538 and encodes 160 amino acids. The transcript has 3 exons.
CGCACAUUCACUCAACUCUCUGCGUAAACCAAAACGCAAAAUUUGAAUAUCCAAAAUGUCCGGACACAAUCACAACCUGCAGAAGCGCGCCACCAAGGCCGCUACCACCGUCAAGCCUGCCCGCAACUCCCCCAAGAUCCCCAAGGCCGCGAGCGGCAUUUCCAAGUCCGCCCGCGCCAAGAAGUACAUAUACGCCCUCAAGCCCACCACCAUGGCUCGGCUCGCGGACAUCGAGUUCGACGAGCACACCACGCUGGUGGAGGGUGCGCGUUUCUACCUCCAGCCUGGAGGUAGGAAGCGCGCCCCCAGCGGCGUGGUGGCCAUGGUGAUCACCGUGCCCGCUGGUGUCGAAGGCCAGUGGCCGGUGUGGAUGGACUUCAAGGAGGAGGUCUUGGGGGAGGCAGAGGAGAAGGAGGUGGAGCAGCAGCUCCAGCAACAGCCGGAAAACGAACAGCUGGAGGAGGAGCAGCAGGCGGAAGCAGAGGAAGAGGAGAGGCCAGCGGGCAACACCAGCCGCCUAAGUUGUAUCGUUAUGUAG